This is a messenger RNA of Candidula unifasciata, 444 nucleotides long. Lineage: Eukaryota; Metazoa; Mollusca; Gastropoda; Stylommatophora; Geomitridae. The record is from the annotation of a GenBank genome assembly.
AUGAAAACACUGGACCACAUAUUGUCAUGGGGACUGAUAGACUCGCUUGCCUCAGACAGCAAUGACUCUGUGCCUGACCGGAUUGUAGAUAUGGUUCGAGCAGAAUUGCAUAAAUGUGGGAAACCACAGAAAAUUAUGGCUGGAGCAGAUGUGUAUUGUGGCAUGCUGCAGUUUGAGGGCAGCCCUAGAACAAGAUCUCUGACUCAGCUCAUGGUAUUGCUGUGUCACAGAUAUCCCAGGGUGAGAAAAACAACUGCUGACAAACUGUACGAAGCAUUGCUGACGUAUGACGAUGCUGUGCCUGAAGAAAACUCUGCAGAAGUCAUGGCCAUUUUGAGUGAUACUAUUUGGGACACACAGGAACUGGCAGAGAUACGAGAGAAGAGGAAUACUCUGUGUGAUUUACUUGGAAUUAAAAGGCCUACUGUAAUCAAGAAGUCAUAA